Molecule: messenger RNA, 446 nt
Organism: Tuber aestivum (summer truffle)
Lineage: Eukaryota; Fungi; Ascomycota; Pezizomycetes; Pezizales; Tuberaceae
Source: the annotation of a GenBank genome assembly
AUGACAAUCUUCGUAAAUACUCUCCUGGCAUUCUUCUGGUUGACAGUGUGCUUCUACCAGACUGUUGCCCUAGGAAAACUGAGGAGAAUUAUCGAUAAAAUGUGUCCGCACAGAUUCCGGAGCAGGUUUCUGUGGUGCCAGAAUCCGAAGAUGACGUUGCUGUUCUCUGGGCUUGCAUUGUGAGUCUUUUUGAAUCUUCUCAUUUGUCUAUCCGCUUUUGUUAACGAGAGUGGGAAAGGUGCACAUAUUCGGUGUUUAUCAUUUGGGCUUGUUGUACCCAACGGAGGGCGCUGCGGAAGCUGAGGGCUUGGCAUGCGGUUCAGAGGAGGUUUGGAAAGUAUGAGGAUGAGCCGGGAGCUGGGGAGAGUGUUACAAGGCUGGAUGAGCUCGGGAGCAGAAGGAUGGGUGGAAGUAUCGGCACCGGUGUGGGUGAGAGGACAAGGUAG